This is a messenger RNA of Fopius arisanus, 2131 nucleotides long. RefSeq lists its product as uncharacterized. Bases 414 to 2123 code for a protein of 569 amino acids. NCBI's taxonomy places the organism in Eukaryota, Metazoa, Arthropoda, Insecta, Hymenoptera, Braconidae. The record is from RefSeq and is a predicted model, not a curated record. The transcript is spliced from 4 exons.
UGUAAACAGCUGACUUCAUGUUCUACGAUGACUUCGCCAUCGACAAGACAAUUCCCUGAAAUAUCAUCCAACAUUCUAUCCUGCUCUCUCCCCAUUACUUUCCUCGCUCCUUCCAAAUGAAACAAUCCUUUGAGAAUAUCAGAGAAUAUCAUCAAACGAUCAAUUAAUAUCUGGAAUAAAUUGCAUCGAUAUUUCUGACGUUUAUUCAUUCAUACUGGAGAAAAUAAUCCUGGAAAAUGACAAGUUCUGACUGACAAUAGUGGGGAGGAAUUCCAUCAUUAUUGUUUUCCGGUGAGAGAUUUUGUUCUGAGGGAGAGGUCGACAAAAAUACAUUCUUUGGUAAAAGCCUACAUAGUAGAAAAUUUCUCUCAAGUCUCAACUUUGUUUUCCUGAGACACGACCACACCUGACAAAUGCUGCCAUCUGUGCCAGAUAAGAAAAUAAAUCGUUGGCAUGGUAACCAUUGUGAUUACCAGGAAGUUGAAAGAGAAUUUACAACAAAAUUGGAAUCGCCUCUGGGUCAAUUGGAUAUAAUAAUGUCUUCAAAAGCAGCGUCCGCCCUUCUGCGCCUGAAAGAAAUUGAUAAGAAGUACAAAUCCCGAUUGGACGAGCAUAAAAUUGUUGGUGAGAGUUCAAGUGAUGGUUCAGAUAAAGAAUCACAGGAAAUAUUGCGUCCUAGAUUGAAUAUACAAAUGCCAGAGACUCACGCUGAAUACGUGAGUAAUUAUCCAUCGGAUAAUGAGCGAAAAUUGCUGUCACCCAUUCGAAUAGUUAACAGUGUACUAGAAUUAUCUAACGAAUCAGAAUCAAGAAAAUCAAACAAAAGUAAUGAUGAAUCCUUGUCCUUGAGAGAAAACCUCAAUGAAAAUUCUGAAGAAAUUCUCGAGCAAUCGAUUAGUGAAAUUUUUCAAGCCUCGAAUGAAUCUUCUGAGACAUCCAGAGAAAUAAAGUCAUCAGUUGGAAUGAAAAACAAUGAGAAGGUACUAAAUUUCAGUGAAUUCUUGAAUAAUUAUUCUAAUAGUAUUGACGUACGAAAUGAUAAUUAUUUAAAUAAAAGCGGAAGCUUCUCGUCGAGGGGCGGAAUAUCAACCGAAGAAUCCCCCGUUGAAGAAAUUGAAAAUUAUUCGCAAGAAGCUUUCGAAAGUAAUUCUUCGUCAACUGAAGAAAAUGAAUCGGCAGAUGAAACUUUGGCAUCAGAAAUAUCCGAGUAUCAGACCGCGGAUGUAGAAAUGUAUGAAGAGACUAUGGCAGAGACUUCAGUAAUUAUUCCAGAGAAAAUUGAGGGGAAAUCAGCGUAUUGUCGAGAGGACGAGAAGGCAGCGAAAGAAAUUAUUAAAAUGAUAAGCCAUUUAAGUGGCCAGUCAUCGAAUGCCAAUGGAAAAAUAGAAAAUGCAGAAUUUGAAUCCCAACGAGGGACUCCUUCGGAUUCCAAGAUCAAUCAGAAGCAAUUGGUGAAGGGCAGUGGUCAUGAAGGAUUCGACAUUGAACGCAAGGAUGUGAAAAUCAGCGGUGCAGACCAGUCGGGCAUGAGUAAUGCUUCGGAGCUAUCAAUCAAUCUUGGAAAAUCAAUUAGCUCGGGUGACACGGCAAAAACAUCAGAGAGGCAGGAGAAAGAAGAGAUAAAUGAGGCAGAAAAAUUGAAGAAAACUGAAGAUCAGCGAGAAAAUUCACAGCCUGAGAUUAAAAGAGACCGAGAAAUUUCUUCUUCGAUCAAGAAAUAUGUCAGACGAUUUGACCAAGAGACUAGGCAUCUUCAGAUUUUUCCCAAUCAUCUGACUUUCCCAGAGAACUCCUGCCUACGAAUUGUUAGACCUCUGGGGUUUCCUAAAAUGCCAGAGUUUAUUUUAUCAGGUGGACGUCAAGACCCUGAUCCUGACACUGCGUACCUAAGGUCGAGGCUGAUCGACAUUCGUCAAUGGUUGGAAGAUCAAUAUUCCUUCUACAAAGAACACUGCGACCUUGCUGCAUCCAUAAAUAGGAAUUAUCAAGCCGAUGGGUCAUUCACUAGAAAAAUAAUAGGUGUAAGUGAAAGGUGUACUGUGAACAAUAUAUCCAGAACUCCUCAAGUGAAAACGAACGAUACAAUAAGGAACCCCAAAUGCAAUUCAAAUGAAUCGAGAUAAUUAAAAAG